Molecule: messenger RNA, 3349 nt
Organism: Otolemur garnettii (small-eared galago)
Lineage: Eukaryota; Metazoa; Chordata; Mammalia; Primates; Galagidae
Gene: GARNL3
Product: GTPase activating Rap/RanGAP domain like 3
Exons: 29
Coding region: 1-3057 (1018 amino acids)
Biological process (GO): regulation of small GTPase mediated signal transduction; activation of GTPase activity
Cellular component (GO): cytoplasm
Molecular function (GO): GTPase activator activity
Source: RefSeq, a predicted model, not a curated record
AUGGAUCCGCUAACGAAGGGGUCCUGUGGGAGUCAGAUGGCCCAAACCCUUCUAUGGAAAGCAAAGUCGUCACUCUCCUUCGGUAUCCAGCCCCUUCAGACGUGGCCAAUGAAAGACCCGGAACUAGAGUCCCAGGUCAACCUCUCUGUCUCGGAAGACCUAGGCUGUAGACGUGGGGAUUUCAGUAGGAAACAUUAUGGAUCUGUGGAGCUGCUUAUUUCCAGUGAUGCUGAUGGAGCCAUCCAAAGGGCUGGAAGAUUCAGAGUGGAAAAUGGCUCUUCAGAUGAGAAUGCAACUGCUCUGCCAGGUACUUGGAGACGAACAGACGUGCACUUAGAGAACCCGGAAUACCACACCAGAUGGUAUUUCAAGUAUUUUUUAGGACAAGUGAAAGUUAGAAAGAAAGUUUUAAGUGUGCGCUACGUGAUGAUCCCUUUUGCUGAGCAUGGUACCCAGAAAAUAUGCCUUCCCUACAGCCCCACAAAAACUCUUUCUGUGAAGUCCAUCUUAAGUGCCAUGAAUCUGGAGAAAUUUGAGAAAGGCCCCAGGGAGAUUUUUCAUCCUGAAAUACAAAAGGACUUGCUGGUUCUUGAAGAACAGGAGGGCUCCGUGAAUUUCAAGUUUGGGGUCCUUUUUGCCAGAGACGGGCAGCUCACUGACGAUGAGAUGUUCAGCAAUGAAAUUGGAAGUGAAGCUUUUCAAAAAUUUUUAAGUCUCCUGGGUGACACAAUUACUCUAAAGGGCUGGACAGGCUACCGCGGCGGUCUGGACACCAAAAAUGACACCACAGGGAUACACUCAGUUUAUACUGUGUACCAAGGGCACGAGAUCAUGUUUCAUGUUUCCACCAUGUUGCCCUACUCCAAAGAGAACAAGCAACAGGUGGAAAGGAAGCGCCACAUUGGAAAUGAUAUCGUCACCAUUGUGUUCCAGGAAGGAGAGGAAUCUUCUCCUGCCUUUAAGCCUUCCAUGAUCCGCUCCCAUUUCACACAUAUUUUUGCCUUAGUGAGGUAUGAUCAACAAAAUGACAAUUACAGGCUGAAAAUAUUUUCAGAAGAAAGCGUACCACUCUUUGGCCCACCCUUGCCAUCCCCACCGGUGUUUACAGACCACCAGGAAUUCAGGGAUUUUUUGUUAGUGAAAUUAAUUAAUGGUGAAAAAGCCACUUUGGAAACCCCAACAUUUGCCCAGAAACGUCGGCGUACUCUGGAUAUGUUGAUUCGAUCUUUACACCAGGAUCUGAUGCCAGAUUUGCAUAAGAACAUGCUUAAUAGACGAUCUUUUAGUGAUGUCUUACCAGAGUCACCCAAGUCAGCACGGAAGAAAGAGGAGGCCCGCCAGGCAGAGUUUGUUAGGAUAGGGCAGGCACUAAAACUGAAAUCCAUUGUGAGAGGUGAUGCUCCAUCAAGUUUGGCAGCUUCAGGGAUCUGUAAAAAAGAGCCUUGGGAGCCCCAGUGUUUCUGCAGUAAUUUCCCUCACGAAGCCGUGUGUGCAGAUCCCUGGGGCCAGGCCUUGCUGGUUUCCACUGAUGCUGGCGUCUUGCUAGUGGAUGAUGACCUCCCAGCAGUGCCCGUGUUUGACAGAACCCUGCCAGUGAAGCAGAUGCAUGUGCUCGAGACGCUGGACCUUCUCGUUCUCAGAGCAGACAAAGGAAAAGAUGCCCGCCUCUUUGUCUUCAGGCUGAGUACUCUGCAAAAGGGCCUUGAGGGGAGACAGGCCGGGAAGAGCAGAUCUGACUGCCGAGAAAACAAGCUGGAGAAGACAAAAGGCUGCCACCUGUAUGCCAUUAACACCCACCACAGCAGAGAGCUGAGGAUUGUGGUCGCGAUUCGGAAUAAACUGCUUCUGAUCACAAGGAAACAUAACAAGCCAAGCGGAGGAGCCAGCAUGCCGUUGUUAUCGCCCCUGUCAGAGCCCCCUGUUGAAGAGUUCCAGUACAUCAGGGAAAUCUGCCUGUCUGACUCUCCCGUGGUGAUGACCUUAGUGGACGGGCCCACUGAAGAGAGUGACAAUCUCAUCUGCGUGGCUUACCGACACCAAUUCGAUGUGGUAAAUGAGAGCACAGGAGAGGCCUUCAGGCUGCACCACGUGGAGGCCAACAGGGUUAAUUUUGUUGCAGCUAUUGAUGUGUAUGAAGAUGGAGAAGCUGGCCUGCUACUGUGUUACAACUACAGUUGCAUCUAUAAAAAGGUUUGCCCAUUUAAUGGUGGCUCUUUUUUGGUUCAACCCUCUGCGUCAGAUUUCCAGUUCUGUUGGAACCAAGCUCCUUGUGCGAUUGUCUGUGCUUUCCCAUACCUCCUGGCCUUCACCACAGACUCCAUGGAGAUCCGCCUGGUGGUGAAUGGGAACCUGGUCCAUACUGCUGUGGUGCCGCAGCUGCAGCUUGUGGCCUCCAGGUCGGAUAUAUACUUCACGGCUGCUGCCACCGUGCACGAGGGCUCAUCUGGAGGCAGCUCCAAGGGGACCAGCACCCACAAUUCUCCUCAGACACCCCCGGGCCGAGAUACUCCAGUAUUUCCUUCUUCCCUGGGGGAAGGUGAAAUUCAGUCAAAAAAUCUGUACAAGAUUCCACUUAGAAAUCUCGUCGGCAGAAGCAUCGAGCGACCCCUGAAGUCGCCCUUGGUCUCCAAGGUCAUCACCCCGCCCACUGCCAUCAGCGUAGGCCUCGCUGCCAUUCCUGUCACGCAUUCCCUGUCCCUGUCUCGAAUGGAGAUCAAAGAGAUAGCAAGCAGGACUCGCAGGGAGCUGCUGGGCCUCUUAGAUGAGGGUGGACCCAGGUCUGAAGGAGUGUCAAAGGCCAAACCAAAAACCCGGAAGCGGUUAGAAGAAAGCCAAGGAGACCCCAAGCCAGAGGCAGUGAGGUCAACCAGUAGUGACAGGAUCCCAUCGGGUUCCUUGGAAAGUCCUCUGGCUUCUGAAGCCGAUCCUGAGAGGCGUUACCACUCGACCAGCUCUGACCAGGACCCUGCGGCAGGCAGAGAGAGCAGCCCAGUCUCGGGCAGCAGCCCCUUUCAGCUCCCAGCUUCCUCAGACGAAGACAUUAUUGACUUGAAGUAACAAGAGUCUGAAUCUCGUUUGCCAUUUUUCAUUUUCUUAUGGAGGUUUAUACUCUUUAAACAGUUCCCAAGUCACUUCUCAACAAAAUGUGGCUUUUAGCCUGUCAUUGAUCUCUUGGACCAAACCUUCUGCAACUCGGCCAGUUUAGGUCACUCUCCAAUGUCCAGUGCCAUCUUCCUUGACCUUUGUUUCUUUCUGUUCAGAAACCAUCAGUCCCCUUGUAAUAAAGGCGGUAGAUUUCACUGAAGUUUUAGAUUGAAACUUUGAAUAAAUCAAAAAUGUUCAUUCUUAA